AUAAAAUUUAUUUUUAUAUAUUUUAUUUUUAUUAUUUUAAUCUCAUCAAUUUUAUUAUUAUUAAAUAAAUUUAUUUCAAUUUAUAAAAAAAAAGAUUAUGAAAAAAGUUCACCAUUUGAAUGUGGAUUUAAUCCAAUUACAAAAGCAAAUUUACCAUUUUCUUUACCUUUUUUUCUAAUAACAAUAAUAUUUUUAAUUUUUGACGUUGAAAUUAUUUUAUUUCUACCAAUUAUUUUUUAUCUAAAAUCAUCAAGAACAAUAAUUUCAUAUUUAAUAAUUUCAAUUUUUCUUAUCUUAUUAAUUACCACAUUAAUUUUAGAAUGAAUAAAUAAUUAUUUAAAUUGAUUAUUUUAA
Apis mellifera (honey bee) is the source of this 354-nucleotide messenger RNA. NCBI's taxonomy places the organism in Eukaryota, Metazoa, Arthropoda, Insecta, Hymenoptera, Apidae. The record is from the annotation of a RefSeq genome assembly.